CCAUGCCGUUAUGAGUGAUUGCUGUAAUAGUGAAUUACGCAGCGAAUCCAUAAACAACAUGUUAAAUGUCAUUGUAGAUUCCAAAAUUAUAAGUAUUGAAGUAUUUACGGCAGCUGUGGCGAUACUCUUUGUGGUGGUCCUACUAAAAAACAAAUUUCGUAACUUUUGCGGAACAUGAAUUUCGGGGGCGCAUUGUUAUAAGUGGAACGGAGAAAAAUUGGACAACAAGGAAUCAUUUUAGGACAGGUGUAUUAUGGAGGCUUAAGAAUAUAACAUACAUAUAGUAUAUACAACAUACAUACACAUACAAAAUAUUAUAAAUUUUUUGUAAAUAUAUAAAUGACUCAACAACCAAAA
Messenger RNA from Lucilia sericata (common green bottle fly), 357 nucleotides. RefSeq lists its product as uncharacterized. Lineage: Eukaryota; Metazoa; Arthropoda; Insecta; Diptera; Calliphoridae. The record is from RefSeq and is a predicted model, not a curated record. The transcript has a single exon. The coding region runs from base 11 to 178 and encodes 55 amino acids.